Venturia canescens is the source of this 1929-nucleotide messenger RNA. RefSeq lists its product as uncharacterized. The transcript is spliced from 5 exons. Lineage: Eukaryota; Metazoa; Arthropoda; Insecta; Hymenoptera; Ichneumonidae. Bases 1253 to 1837 code for a protein of 194 amino acids. The record is from RefSeq and is a predicted model, not a curated record.
CAAAUUUUAUAAAAUUCUGAACUUUUUGAAUUUUUAAAUUUUUUUAGCAUGGAUUAGCAUGGCAACAUUGUAUCGCCUGUACCGAAACUCCUUAAUCUUGAUUGUAUUUCAAAAAAGUUCAUAAUCAUUCCAACGAGAAAAGUUACCUGUAUCUUCACGACUUUUACUGUGCCUCAUAAAAAAUGGGCUGUCCAUUUGUAUAUUUGAGGAGUCAAAUGAAUUCCUUGAAAUCGGUAGUUUUUUCAUUUUUGCUGAUAUCUUUGAAACUAAAGUAGAUACGACAAAAUUUUAAGGGGGGUCUUGCUUUAGAAAGUCAAAAAAAAUCAAUUGUUUUCGGGAAUGUUUUUAGGAUAGACGGAAAUAACUCACCAUAGAGAACUUUUCGGUAUAGUUUCAAAGAUAUUUCAAAAGUACAAAAACAUUUUUUUAAUUUGAGAAAUACUAAUUUGUACAUGGUUUAUGCGCCAAGUUUUACAGAAAAGGGUGGACAAUGGAUGCUCUCAUGUUUUGCUCCAUCUUGGGGUUCCUGUAUUCCAGGAAUGCAUGACCUUUCCCCAGAGGAAGUUCGAUGGAAAGUAUAUCAGGCACAAAAAAAUUGGACGGUGUGUCGACCCGUAAGAUUACGAAAGUACACUACUACAGGCAUCAGAAUAUUUGUGUCAAAUAAAUUCAGUUCAAUCGUGUCGAACCAUGACAGCAAAAUGUGAAGCUUUAAAAUUUCCUAUCCGUACAAUUCUCACUGUAAUGAUGAGAAAUUCAAUUGUUUUUUGUGCAAUUCUCGUGUAAACCCCAUCAGUAAAUCAGUAAUUCAGUAAUUUAUUCACGUAUGACAUAAUUUCUGUAUGGGAGUGUAAAAAAUGUCACUAAUGCUGUAACGAUUAUUUUCAGAAACUACGUGUUGAGAAUGACGAAUGCAGUUUGUCAUUUUUACAAAAAACGUUUUGCACUGGAAAGUACUGGAGGUUCUCCAAUCGUCUCAUCAACUAGCACCUCGACAACCGAGCCUGGAUCUGGCUCUCCAUGACAACCAUGCCCGCAGGUGGAUCGUUCUAACCGCCGAAUUCCAGUCCGAUCGGUUCAUCGAGUUUCUACAACGGAGCCUGAAUUCGGACCAACUACGACCUCGGCAAUCGAACUUGUAUUCGGUCUUCCACUUUCUCCAGAAGAAGAAGAAGACGCACCACUAUCCAUCUUCUAUCGCGUUGCUAAUUGAGGCAUAAUCUUCUCGAACGGAGAAGGGUGAGCGAGGACGAUGAUUCGAGCUAAUCAGAAUAACAACAGAGUAAGCUCGAUUAUUCGACUACCGCAAUUUAUGCACAGAACACCGUUGAUUCUACAUCCACAACCCGGAGUCGAAGGCGACAGUGGAUACGGGAGAUUGUCUCAGCACUCUUUAGGAACAACCGGAAAUGCUGUGGCACAGACGACCUUGGCCGAUGUUGAUGGACAAUUGGGAGUUGAUCGAUAUCAGCUGGAACGGAGUAUUUUCGAUCAGAAAAUUCGAGAUGCAAAUCAGCUUGGGAUUCGUACCGAAGCCCUUUGGCCCCAAGUCAUACCAGAAGAUUCUGUCAAAACCCAAUCGACGAAAAACCCGAAUGAAAAUUCGAAUAUGUCAGGAGCCUCGAAAUUAACUCGUCAAAAAAUUACACAUACGAUAUACAAUAUGAUUGAAAGCGAAACUUUUGCGGAGGCAAUGGCAGCCCAUCUAAGACAACAAGAGGAAGCUGCCAGACCGGCUGAUGCGAGAACGGAUGAGCGAACGGACACGACGGAAAGGAAUGGACAGGAUGUUUCGAUUGACAUAGACAAUCCACCUACGAAUGAGGAUGUUAAAUGAAUAACAAUAAAAUAUAAAAAUAAAAAUAUAGUUGAGGAAAUACUGUACAUUCAUAAAAUGAAAAAUUCUUGAUUAAUAAAUUAAAAUAUUGA